This is a messenger RNA of Amaranthus tricolor (Joseph's coat), 1316 nucleotides long. RefSeq names its product protein PTST, chloroplastic. The transcript is spliced from 9 exons. Lineage: Eukaryota; Viridiplantae; Streptophyta; Magnoliopsida; Caryophyllales; Amaranthaceae. The coding region runs from base 140 to 1036 and encodes 298 amino acids. The record is from RefSeq and is a predicted model, not a curated record.
ACAAUGCUGCAAAAAAUAGAGUAGAUGGCACUCGUCUCUAAAUUUGUGAUUUUGUUUCCGUAUGUCGCACUUCAUCUUCUAGAAGUACUCCUAUUUCACCUUGAGCUAUUCUCUAUCCUCCAUUUUUGGGCAGAUUACCAUGGGCUGCCAUGUGAUUGGUCUUGGAAGGUGUUGCCCAAAUGAGCCAAUACUGUGCUUUUCCCGAAGUUCAAUUAAAUCAAAUCUGAACAUUUAUAAUGUUCCCUGUAAUGUGGCAUCAAAUCCCGCAGGAGCUGGUUUUCACAAGUUUCCUCGUGUUUAUCAAGCUUCAAUCAAUAAGUAUUCUUCCUUGCAAUGCCGGACUUAUGCUACACCUGUUGGCCUGGAAGAGCAAUUGCCAUCAGGAUCAUCAGAAUUCCAGGAUGAUGAACCUGGUUCUGCAGAUCCAGAAGAAGAGCUUCCUGCACGGCCGCCUAGCAGUGAUGAGUUGAAAUCAUUGCUUGCAGAUACUCAGAGAUCAAAACUGGCUAGAAAGUUGAGUGAAGCCAAUCAACACAACCGCUUUCUGAAAAGACAGUUGCAAGGGAGAGAAGAUGCCUUGGUUAAUUAUAAGAGUGAACUUGCAGUUCUGGAACACGAAGUUAAGGCACUUGUUGCACUGGCUGAUGAAAUAGCAAAAGCUGGCAUUCCAGAAGGUUCAAGGAAGAUCAAUGGAAAAUACAUCCAUUCCCAUCUUGUUUCUCGGCUAGAAGCUGUGCAGCAAAAAUUGGAGAACCAGAUAAAGGAUGUGGCCGCUGCACAGGCUAAAGAGGUACCUGUAUUUUGGAUUGGCAUGGCUGAGAGUGUGCAAGUCAUGGGUAGCUUUGAUGGAUGGAGUCAAGGAGAACACCUAUCUCCAGAGUACACAGGCUCAUAUACAAAGUUCUCGGCCACACUAUUCCUCCGACCUGGACGGUAUGAGAUCAAGUUCCUAGUCGAUGGGGAAUGGCGAAUAUCUCCAGAAUUCCCUAGUGUUGGUGAAGGGAUAAUAGAAAAUAAUCUGUUAGUUGUAGAGUAAUUUGAAUGGUUGGUAUUAGCUUAACAUUUUAUACUUGUAGUUGUCAAAUAACAAGGUUUUGCCAGCCAGUUCUAUAGAGGGUUAAUCUCAAACCCGCGAAAAAGCCUCUCGGAGAUUGGAGUUAUGUCGUGUGCUGUACGUUCUUCUAAGAGACUAUACGAGUGACAUCACUUGAUUAUGCAUAUUAAGCGAAAACUUGUAUUAUGGAUCCACUCUUUAGAGACGUUUGUAGAACGUUGACAUAUAUAUAUAUAUAUAGAGAGAGAGCUAUGUUUACGUA